AUGGACGGAGAUCUGAGUCUUUCUCAGUCCCUCGGUGGGCUACGCAUCGCCAAUCCCGACAAUGCCUCUACAAAUACCUCAGAGGGCCCCUCGAUCUCCUCCCUGAAAUUGUCUUCCAUGGGCCAAGAUGCUCCUGAAGCUCUAGCUGCCCCCGAACACUCCCAGCCUGGCAAUCGAUCAGUAGAGAUCGGCCCAAGUCCUGCGCAGCAAGCAUCAGCUUCGAAUGUAAAUCUCCAUGAUUACUCGAGAAAUUCGCCGUCGCAUCUCCCCUCCAACGUACAACUCAACAUGUCUCAUCAUCCCAGCCGUCAAUCAGUCUGUCUUCCUCCCAACCACCAACCCUCUCCGCGUGGUGAACCCUACCGCCUUCGAACGGAUUCAUCUGUGUCUGCUACGGAAUACCCGUCCAGGAUCGACUCUCGUGGUGGUUCUACAGCUCUCCAGGCCGGUGUCCUUCCUCGAGACGAAGGACACACUGAUAGAUCUUAUGCACCAACAAAGGUCUUCCGUGGCGGUGCUCCCUUACCGCCUAGACAGAGCUCCCGCAGAGCUCCGAGCACAUCUAUACCUGCUGUCUCAGCCUCUUAUGGCAACGAAAAUGCUCCCCUUCAUAGCUCUGAGGAAUGGCAGGAGCGUGGAGCGGCAGUAGGUGUGCAGCAGGAGAUCGAUGCAAAUGGAAAGCCAGUUGCGAGAUAUGUGAAAAAGGGAGUCAGAGACUUUGUGUUUGGCCGCACCCUCGGUGAGGGCUCUUACAGUCAGGUUGUUGCCGCCACGGACCGCCAGACCCUCAAGGAAUAUGCUAUCAAGAUCCUUGAUAAACGCCACAUAAUAAAGGAGAAGAAGGUCAAAUAUGUAAACAUCGAGAAGGAUACGCUGAAUCGCCUGACUGAUCACCCUGGUGUUGUCCGGCUAUACUACACCUUCCAGGACGAGCGAUCGUUGUACUUCGUGCUCGAUCUUGCAGGAAGUGGUGAACUCCUUGGUGUUCUCAAACGGAUGGGCACCUUUGAUGAAGAAUGCACGAGAUUUUACGGAGCUCAGAUUUUGGAUACCAUUGGAUACAUGCACCGGCGUGGAGUUAUCCACAGAGAUCUUAAGCCAGAAAAUGUUCUUUUGGACAACCAAAUGCACGUAAAGAUCACCGACUUUGGAACAGCAAAGAUCCUCAGUAUGCCUUCCCCCAAAGAAGGGGGAAAUGAUAACGGAAUUCCGUCAAUGGAUAUGCCGGAGGAUGAGAGGGCGAGGUCUUUUGUCGGAACUGCAGAGUAUGUCAGUCCAGAACUUCUCACUAACAAGAGUGCAUGCAAGGCCAGUGACCUAUGGGCGUUUGGCUGCAUCAUAUUCCAACUUCUUGCAGGUCGACCGCCCUUUAAGGCUGCGAAUGAGUACCUCACCUUUCAAAAGAUUGUCGCCCUAGAAUACGAGUUUCCAAAGGGAUUCCCACCUGCCGCUCGGGACCUGGUAGAAAGACUGCUCGUUCAUGACCCAAACACUCGACUACAGAUCGAGCAUAUCAAAAACCAUGAGUUCUUUAACGGAAUUACCUGGGGUCGCGAGCUUUGGAAGCAAAAGCCGCCUAGACUAAAGUCAUACUCACCACCGACGGAGCCCAUCAAACUUAACGGUCCAGAUGAUGACGACAGUUUUCCUCCUAAUAUCAACAUGAAACCUUCUGCGGGAUUGCCGCCCUCCUCUACAACCUCGCAGAAUAGAUCAUAUCCUCCCGUGAUUACUGAGCUUCCUCCGCCUUCGCAGCUUGAUAUUGAAUGGUCCCCUGUCCUGACCCGAACUAACGAGCGUAUAUUAAAGCUGGGAAACUUAACGGUAUCCACUUCCUCGGCUCCCCGUUCUCAAAAUAAAAACGGUAAUGGGGAUGGCGAUACGCCGAAAAAGUUAUCCCGUUUCUUUGGCGGGUCUGCCACCAAGAAGCGGCAACGAUUGGUCCUAGUCACCUCCGCUGGCAGGGUAAUCAUCGUUCCGGCGGGUGGCGAGGAUAAACGGCCAAAAAUGGACAUCAUGCUUCUAAAUCCAGACACCCAGUAUCGCAGCGUAACUGAUUCGAAGGGUUAUACAUCCUGGGCAAUAGAUACGGUUAGUAGCCAGAAACCAACAAAAGCAGCAACCGUUUGUAAGAAAGCCUUUACUGACUUUGCUUUCUUUGGCUCCUCCCAGCGCGAGAAGCAUCAUGUCUUUGAAGAGACUAAACCAAGCAGUGACGCGGCUGCCUCAAAACUCGCCACGCAAGAAUGGCUGGAAGUACUGGACCGUGCAAAGGAGUUGGCUUCCGUUUACUCCACCCCCAAUUCUUACACGGGUGACGACGGGUUUCGAGACUUGUCUUCUGGCGUAUCGAGCCACGCCAACACCCUAAACCAUGCUGAUGAUUCUCCUACGAGCCAAUAUCCACAAUCAAGUGGGAGAAAUGCUCUAUCCAAGCCAUCGCCAGAGGGUGACUCCAAAUCAAAGAAACGAUUCAGCAGAAGACACUCCAGGAACGGCCUCUCCGCCGUCUUCUGA
This is a messenger RNA of Trichophyton benhamiae CBS 112371, 2517 nucleotides long. RefSeq lists its product as uncharacterized. Bases 1 to 2517 code for a protein of 838 amino acids. The record is from RefSeq and is a predicted model, not a curated record. Gene Ontology annotation, molecular function: protein serine/threonine kinase activity; ATP binding. Lineage: Eukaryota; Fungi; Ascomycota; Eurotiomycetes; Onygenales; Arthrodermataceae. Gene Ontology annotation, biological process: peptidyl-serine phosphorylation; intracellular signal transduction. The transcript has a single exon.